This is a messenger RNA of Rhopilema esculentum, 2527 nucleotides long. RefSeq names its product repressor of RNA polymerase III transcription MAF1 homolog. Gene Ontology annotation, molecular function: RNA polymerase III core binding. The record is from RefSeq and is a predicted model, not a curated record. NCBI's taxonomy places the organism in Eukaryota, Metazoa, Cnidaria, Scyphozoa, Rhizostomeae, Rhizostomatidae. Gene Ontology annotation, cellular component: nucleus. Gene Ontology annotation, biological process: negative regulation of transcription by RNA polymerase III.
GUUUGCUUUGUGUACGAAAAAAUUUGAGCGCCUUUGUUACUUCGACUUUGGUAAAGGAGAGAAGAUAUUAUAUUGCGUACAAGUUGUUCUACUUUCUGGGUGAAAAUAGGAAAGAGCAAAACACACUUUUGAUAUCAAAAUAUAUGUUUUUAGGACAAAGCAUCUUUAUUGUUUGGAGCCAUCUAAUUACAAAGAUCGUCUUGGUGUUUGUCAUUGGGAGUGUUGCUGGCUUGGUUCUGCUUCCUUUUUCCACAUUCUUUAUGUUUCGCUCAGGAUAUUCGCCAAGAAAAGGAGCAUACUUUAUGAAGAGCUUACAAAGAAACAUUUUAUUCCGAACGCUUCACCAACGAAUGGCAUUUAUAAGUUUUUCAAGUCGCGUGAACUCUCCACAGGUGCAAUUUUGAGCUAAAGUGGCCUAGCAAGGGAUUUGUUGUUAUUUACGUCGAGUUGUUUUUGCGUUGAUAUCGUAUAUUUGCUGUACCAUAGCCAAACGGGAAUCACACGAGUUUCAAACAUGAAGCUGUUGGAAAACACCACUUUUGACUCUCUCAGUACAGAACUGUCUGUUGAGUCAGAAAAUAUCAGAAUUUGUGGCAGCCUUGAAUGUUACUCAUGCAAAAUGACUGGCCAAGACAAAAGACUGUAUAAGAACCUGAAUGCCCAUGGUCAAAGUCCGAAUGACCUAGAAGCUCUCUCUCCACCUGAGUCAUUGCUAAGCAUCUCACCAACUGCCUAUCACAAGGUAAGGUCAAUGAGUAUGGAAGAGGAUGAAAAUGUUGUCAUCUCAUCAACAUGCAACCGAAAAACCUUGUUCUAUCUUAUUGCUACUCUGAAUGCAAGCUUUCAGGAUUAUGACUUCAGCAAUGCAAAGUCAGAAGAAUUUAGCAGGGAGCCGAGUCUACAGUGGGUCAUAGAAUCGAUCAAUAGCAACUUGUCAACUGCUAUUGGUGAACCAUAUGCUAAAAUGAGCAGUAGAUUGUGGUCAAGUAUUGAUGAGCAGAUAUCUUUGCAAGAUUGUAGCAUUUACAGCUAUAACCCAGAUCUUGAAUCAGAUCCAUUUGGUGAAGAGGGAAGUUUGUGGUCCUUCAACUACUUCUUUUUCAACCAGAAAAUGAAAAGGAUUGUUUUCUUCAAUUGCAGGGCAUCCAGCCUAUUUGCCACAAGCAAAGAUGAUUCAGGGUUGGACAGAGAUGGGAUUAUGGAUUUGGAACUAGAUAUGGAAAUGCCAGAUGAAGAAUAUUAUGAGCCUAUAGCAACCCCUGACAGAUUGACACCAUUAAUACUUGGUUAAUGGAUUACAAUAUGAUAAGCCAAGGACAUUAACAUAAGAAAAAUAAAUACACUGUAUUCCUUAAUGUUUUGUUAACGGAAGUUUAUUUGUUAAACGUUAUGUUUGAGAGUGAAGCUGUGAGUAAUUUUCAUGUAUGUACCCAGUGAUGAAUAUCUUAACACAUGUAUAUCCCAUUGUAAGUGUUUAAGACCACCAAAAGAGUUGUAAAUUCUAACCCCCUUUUGUGGAAGUCAAAAGUUUUGUUUUGGUUUUUGAGCUUUUCAGACACCUGUGGUUAUCAAAAGGGAUAUACACUGGGCACCAUCAUGUGAAUUAUCUUUACUUAACUGCUUCUUUGGGUCAUAUAAUUUUCAUUGUUGACUAACGGGGUGAUAUUUACCGAUUGCUAACACUGAAUGUUUGCAUUUUCGUUAAGGAUACUGACUGGUUACAUUUUGGUUUGGAUGCUGACAUAGAAAUUUAGGCUUGUUUUAGGCCGCUAUGGUUAGGCUGUUUGUCGUUUUCAUUAAACAUAAUCUCUUCAUUUUUCAAUUAAUCAAUCAAUCUGUGAAAGUGCUGUCCUCCUCAACACAUGUUAGGAACACAACGAGAAUUCUAGUCCAGUAGACGGUUGAACACUUUUAAGUUGAGUUCUAAUUUUAAAUUCCUGUACAUGAAAUUUAUCAAGAUUAACUAUGCAAACAGUUAACUAAGCUUCACAAUAAUACACAAUAUCACAUAAAAUUAAUGCCUAAAAUGGACAUGAUAUACAAAUCCUAGAUAAAAAAAUAGAUAAAUGUAGGCAAAGAAUUAUUUAGAGGAGGAACUCUUCGUGGUUUUUCAUGGAUGUGUAUCGAGCAAUACCAAUUUGCUCCUGAUACAUUAUCAGAACUGCGAAAAUCUGCCGUCGCCAUUUUGCCUAUUCUGCUUGAAUAAAAUUCCUGGUUUCAUGUCUUUCACUGCAAAAGAACCCUUUAACUGCAACCCAUACCUUUGAUUAUAAUUCCUAAUAGAAAUCUUACCAGUAACAUAUCCACAAUAGGUAAGGCGUCUACUUCAUUUUAAACUUUUUUUGCUUGUGUGCCAUUUGCUUAAAGAACCAUAAAAUGUACAUUUUGAGAUGUUUAUGAAUUUAAACGUGUAGUUAAUUGUUUAAAUGUGCAUAUGUAAGCCUUGCAUUUUAAUCGCUGUAUAUUAGUAUAAGUUAUUGCUGCUUGUAAAGUCUACUUGCUUGUGUAUUAUACGUAACAACACAAA